CUCUGUCCACCCGUUCAAAGUCCUUUUCCUUGAGACAUACAGAAUCAUGCCCGGGCAGAUGGCCCCAAAUGGUCACCGUAUGCUCAAUAGCUUCAUUAAUGUCUGUCGGUUCCUUCGUAUCCCUCUCUCCCUCUGUCUCUUUGAUCACAUGUUCGAUGUUCGGCCCGGGUCCAAGGAAACCCUUGGAUUCGUGGUUGUGUCCUCCCAUCAGGGCCGAGCAUUUCUCUGUGGCCUUCCUCCUUCUAACAAGAAGUGGAAUGACAAAUACUUGUCUAUCAAAUUCCCCCCGGCUGCUUUCCCUUUCGUCCAAAAUGUCUGGGGGAAGAGAAUCAAGCGCCAGGUCAAACCCCAGGAGGCCGAUGACCUGGUCACUUGGGAGGCCACUCUCCAGGCCGGGGACGCCUCCACCCGCAGUCUUUACAACGUGGGGAAGUGCGGGGUCUACCCUGGUAGGGAGACUGACCCCGAGCUAGAGAUUGUUCUGACCGAGGCGAUCCCUCAUGCCAUCCCCCUCCACCGGGUGAAAGGUUCAAAAGCCCCGGUCUCCACCACCACCAGUCCUUCGCGCCCGGGGAAGAAGAAGAAGGAGAAAGAGGUGAAGUUCAAUUCCAAGUUCGCCACCCCCAAGAUCGAGUACUUCACCCAGCUGGUGAAGUCCAGGGACGAGGAGAAGGCCCGGCUGGAGGCCAUGAUGGUGACCUGCCGGAAGGAUGCCCAGGCCGCUCAUGCCAAAGCGGAGAAGGUUGAGGAGAAGCUUGUAGAGCACUACGCAGUUUACCGCCAGCUCUACGCCAAGCAUGAAGGUCUUCUCAAGGCUGCAAAAGAGGCCGACACGCAGGCCCAGGAGAAGAUCGAAAAGCUUGAAGCCGACAGCGCCCGGUCUGCUGAAGAGAUCGCCCGGCUAAGAGAUGAGCUGGCGAAAGAGCGGGCGGAACGAGCUGCCCUUGCCGCUGCCUGGGCAACCCAAGAGCCGGAAGAGUUCGCCGCCCUAGCUCUGCCUGACUAGGAGACAGCCAUUCGCUUCUUCCAGGGCCUAUACAAGCACAAGGUGUCGGCCGAGGUCGUUGACGAGAUCGGGACCUUCAGCUUUGAGAGUGGUCAAUACGAUGAACGCCGGGCUCUAUACGGCAUCCUCUAGCAGCGGAUCCAAGGCUUCGAGCCUAAGGCCCUUUCUCUGCCCGAGCUGCAUGACGAGGCGCCGGUUCCACCCUUCCUAGGGAUCUGAUCUUCAAGGCCUUCUUCCCUCUAUUUUUUUUAUUUUUCAUAUGUAAUGAUCUUCCUCCAGGCACUUUUUGUAUGACUUUCCAAUAUUAAUGAAAACUUUUUCUUCCA
Molecule: messenger RNA, 1332 nt
Organism: Cuscuta campestris
Lineage: Eukaryota; Viridiplantae; Streptophyta; Magnoliopsida; Solanales; Convolvulaceae
Source: the annotation of a GenBank genome assembly